AUGGGUGACGAGUACGAACAACUGGGGCCAACCGACGCGCCCCCGCCUCCUCCAGGAGCUGAAAUUCAGCCGCCUCCUCUUCCUCCUCCUCCACUACCACCAGCUCUUCCACCACCGCCUCCACAGUCUUUUCCGCCGCGGCCGGUUCAACCAGCGUCCAAGACGGUGCAACAAUCUGAAUCCACAGAAAAGAGAGAGGGAGGAAAGGAGGGACAUAAACAUGAGAAGAGAAUAAGCAUAAGACAAGAAAACACGUUUGGCAGCACUGCAAAAGGAGAAGAAGAGCUUUUUGGGGAAAACCUGGAUUUUGCAUUAAAGAGAGACAAUAAAGGUGAUCGCAGCAGGAAGUUUUGUUGGAUUUUUGUUUCCCUUGUCAUUGUUUUGCCAAUAGCUUUGAUUAUAAUGCUCACGCUAAAUCAAAUAAGUCAAGGUGAAUGGUUCCACUUCAUCGAUGUGAUACUCCAGCGGAAAAGGAAAUCAUCAUAUACAUUCUACGUCAUUACAAACCUUGAGCAAGGCAUCAAUCGUCGCAUGGUUGGCAACUUGCCAGAUAAAGCAUAG
Molecule: messenger RNA, 561 nt
Organism: Cylicocyclus nassatus
Lineage: Eukaryota; Metazoa; Nematoda; Chromadorea; Rhabditida; Strongylidae
Source: the annotation of a GenBank genome assembly